Molecule: messenger RNA, 1194 nt
Organism: Teleopsis dalmanni
Lineage: Eukaryota; Metazoa; Arthropoda; Insecta; Diptera; Diopsidae
Product: guanine nucleotide-binding protein subunit beta-like protein
Exons: 3
Coding region: 81-1037 (318 amino acids)
Biological process (GO): rescue of stalled cytosolic ribosome; positive regulation of protein phosphorylation
Cellular component (GO): nucleus; cytosol
Molecular function (GO): protein kinase C binding; ribosome binding; translation regulator activity
Source: RefSeq, a predicted model, not a curated record
AUCUUUCUUUCCACGGCAUCUACGGUUGAAGGUAGACGUGUACUCUGCGUUUCGCAAGUUUAAUAUAAAUUUAUAAAAGUAUGUCUGAGACUUUGCAAUUGAGGGGUACCCUCUUGGGUCAUAAUGGUUGGGUAACACAGAUUGCCACCAAUCCGAAGGAUCCCGAUACCAUCAUCUCAGCAUCUCGUGACAAGACACUUAUUGUGUGGAAAUUAACCCGUGAUGAGGAUACUAACUACGGUUUCCCACAAAAACGCCUUUAUGGACACUCGCAUUUCAUUAGUGAUGUAGUGCUGUCAUCUGAUGGUAACUAUGCGCUAUCAGGUUCCUGGGAUAAAACACUCCGUUUGUGGGAUUUAGCUGCUGGCAAGACAACCCGUCGCUUUGAAGAUCACACUAAGGAUGUUUUAUCUGUUGCCUUCUCUGCUGAUAAUCGUCAAAUCGUUUCUGGUUCUCGUGACAAGACCAUCAAAUUAUGGAAUACCUUGGCUGAAUGCAAAUUCACCAUUCAAGAGGAUGGACACACCGAUUGGGUGUCAUGUGUACGUUUCUCACCUAAUCACUCAAAUCCAAUUAUUGUAUCCUGCGGUUGGGAUCGUACAGUUAAGGUCUGGAAUUUAGCCAAUUGUAAAUUGAAGAACAAUCAUCACGGUCACAAUGGUUACUUAAACACUGUCACUGUAUCGCCUGAUGGUUCGCUCUGCACCUCUGGUGGCAAAGACUCAAAGGCUUUGCUUUGGGAUUUGAAUGAUGGCAAGAAUCUAUACACUUUGGAACAUAAUGAUAUCAUUAAUGCCUUGUGCUUCUCACCCAACCGUUAUUGGUUGUGUGUUGCCUAUGGUCCAUCAAUUAAGAUUUGGGAUUUGGCUUGCAAGAAGACAGUCGAGGAAUUGCGUCCAGAGGUCGUCUCGCCAACCUCAAAGGCAGAUCAGCCACAGUGUUUGUCUUUGGCUUGGUCGACUGAUGGUCAAACUUUGUUUGCUGGCUAUUCUGACAAUACCAUCCGUGUAUGGCAAGUCUCUGUUUCUGCUCAUUAAGAUGACAAUUAAGAAGAAAAAAAUCACGGAGAAUAAUUAAAGCUUUUUUUAUUUGCUUAUAUUUCUUACAUUUAUAAUGACAAUGUAACUAAUAAGCAAAUGUGUUGAAGCGCUAAUUUGUUUAUUAUAUAAGCAAAUAAAUAAUAAGAAAAUAAUA